Closterium sp. Naga37s-1 is the source of this 1636-nucleotide messenger RNA. The record is from the annotation of a GenBank genome assembly. Lineage: Eukaryota; Viridiplantae; Streptophyta; Zygnematophyceae; Desmidiales; Closteriaceae.
AGCGGCAGCGGGCAACAGCGGCGUGAGCAUGCCUGGCUGGGACACGGUCAGUGGCGUGGCUCCCAAGGCACGCCUGGCCAUCUACAAGGUGUACUGGUGCAGCACGCGUACUUACGACAUACGCGCUUCAGAAACAGACGUCUUUGCAGCCGUUGAUCGGGCCGUGGCGGACGGUGUGGAUGUGCUGACCCUGUCGCUGGAUGACUCGUCGCACAGAGAAAUUAUGGGCGACGGCAAGGGCACCGGAGCCUACUUUGACGAUGUGCCUUUCCUCGGCGCCCUUGCGGCCGGAGUGACUGUGGUCCUGGCAGUGGGCAACGGUGGAGAGGCCAAGUUCCAUUACAUGUAUGGUACUCUUGUGGGUAUCGGCAACUUUGCACCCUUCUAUAUCAGCGUGGGGGCAAGGCAAGGCAAGGUACGUGCUUGUUUGUUCUACGCGCUGCAGCUUUGCGCUGCACUACUUUUUCCUCCUCUUUUUCUUCCCUUGAAUCAUGCGUUUUCCCAUGCUCCCUUCCCUCGUCUUGCAUCUCUCCCUCGUCUUGCAUCUCUCCCUCGUCUUGCAUCUCUCCCUCGUCUUGCAUCUCUCCCUCGUCUUGCAUCUCUCCCUCGUCUUGCAUCUCCUGCUGCCCUUCUCAUGCUUACACACACCUUCCAUGCCUCACCAUGCACAGCAGCAGCAGCAGCAGCAGCAGCAGCAGCGGUAGAAUCUCCUGCAAACACCACAGGCCCAGCAGCAUCAACACUGCUGGGAACCCCACUCCCAGCCACCAUCUCCCCUGCAGCAGACACCGCCCUCCCCAUCGUUCCCACCUGGUCCUCCACCGGCCCUCUCACCAAACCCGGCUGUUCGUUAUGCCGACCAUUGAAGCUCCUCCGCCGCGCCAACGCCAUUGUCAAGCCAGACGUCAUCGCCCCGGGAGCCAGCAUCCUUGCAGCUGAGCCCGGGCAUAAGGUCGGCGAGACGGGGAAGUUUAGGGUUUAUGAUGAGGACACUGCCAUCUCUGCGGCGCUUGUUGCUGGUGUGGCUGCUCUGAUCAUCCAGCAGCAUCCUGAUUGGACGCCCGCGCAGGUCAUGUCUGCAAUGAUGACAACAGCUGGCCGCACUGACAGCAGCAACAGAGUGAUUCGGAAUGUGAAUGGGGAACCGGCAACGCCCUGGCAGAUGGGAGCGGGGCAUGUGUUUCCCGCUAGGGCGCUUGACCCCGGGCUGACCUACGAUGCCGGGGAGCAAGAUUUUCGGAAUUUCCUUGCUGGGCUGAACAUGAAGCUGGCUCGGAGGGUGUUCGGGCCGGUGCAGCUGACACCCGUUGCACCCAGGCACCUGAACCGGCCUUCUAUCUCGCUGGUCAACAUAAUCACUAAACUCACCGCUAGGCGGACUGUGACGAGUGUUUCAAACACCACAUCGACCUACAGGGUGAGGGUUAACGCCCCUGAGGCAGUGAGAGUGAGGGUGGUGCCAUCGCAGUUUACCAUAGCGCCGGGGCAACGGGUCAGUUUCAAGGUGAAGGUUGUGGUGAGGAGCAAGUUCAAAAGGUUCAAGUACGGCAGCCUCACAUGGGAGGAUGACAAGGGGCACUCUGUGCGCUCAGUCCUUGUUCUCCAUUGCAAACGUACUUGCAUGUACUAUUGCUAG